AUGAAACAACUAAUUAUUGUGUCCUUGUUUUUGGUUGUCGGAUUGCUCCUUUAUCAAUCAUCAUCGGAAGCAAGAGUAGUUCCUGGUGGAAAAUCAUUGGAGAGAAACAAGCAAACCAUCAAAGCUUUGGGUGAAUUCUUGAAUUCAAAAUUGAGUACUACAAAUGAUUAUUCUUCAUACAGUGUUGAAAAAGUGAUCAAAGUGGAGAGACAGGUGGUAGCCGGAGUUAAUUAUUUUGUUCGUGCCAAGAUUCGUGCUUCCAGAUCAUCUCAACACUCAAAGAUAAUUGAAGCAAGGAUUUUCGAGCCAUUGCCAUACAUGAUCAAACAAGGAGAUGAGCCAUACAAGUUGGUUUCCGUUUCUGAAAGAAGACAAUAA
Molecule: messenger RNA, 378 nt
Organism: Naegleria lovaniensis
Lineage: Eukaryota; Heterolobosea; Eutetramitea; Acrasida; Naegleriidae
Exons: 1
Coding region: 1-378 (125 amino acids)
Molecular function (GO): cysteine-type endopeptidase inhibitor activity
Source: RefSeq, a predicted model, not a curated record